Messenger RNA from Protobothrops mucrosquamatus (brown spotted pit viper), 2386 nucleotides. RefSeq names its product ArfGAP with coiled-coil, ankyrin repeat and PH domains 2 (gene ACAP2). Lineage: Eukaryota; Metazoa; Chordata; Lepidosauria; Squamata; Viperidae. The transcript is spliced from 24 exons. The record is from RefSeq and is a predicted model, not a curated record. The coding region runs from base 1 to 2334 and encodes 777 amino acids. Gene Ontology annotation, cellular component: cytoplasm; endosome membrane. Gene Ontology annotation, molecular function: protein binding; GTPase activator activity.
AUGCGGGUGGCCGUCGACUUCGAGGAGUGCCUGAAGGACUCGCCCCGCUUCCGGGCUGCCCUGGAAGACGUCGAAGGAGACGUCACUGAGCUGGAGCUGAAGCUGGACAAGCUGGUGAAGCUCUGCAUUGCCAUGAUUGACACCGGGAAGGCCUUUUGUGUGGCAAACAAGCAGUUCAUCCAUGGCCUCCGGGAUCUGGCCCACUACUCCAGCAGGGAUGGCCUGGUGGAGGGCAGCUUGUCAAAGUUCUCCGACAGCCUCCAGGAGAUGAUCAAUUACCACUCGAUCCUCUUUGACCAGACCCAGAGGUCCAUUAAAGCACAGCUUCAGAUGUUCGUUAAAGAAGACAUCCGGAAGUUCAAAGAUGCCAAGAAGCAGUUUGAGAAAGUGAGCGAGGAGAAGGAGAAUGCCUUGGCCAAGAACGCCCAGGCGCCCAGGAACAAGCAGCACGAAGUCGAGGAGGCCACCAACAUCCUCACCGCCACCCGGAAGUGCUUCCGGCACAUCGCGCUGGACUACGUGCUGCAGAUCAACGUUCUCCAGUCCAAGAGGCGGUCGGAGAUCCUGAAGUCGAUGCUGUCCUUCAUGUGUGCCCACCUGGCCUUCUUCCACCAAGGCUACGACCUGUUCAGUGAACUGGGGCCCUACAUGAAGGACCUGGGCGCUCAGCUGGACCAGCUGGCUUUGGACGCGGCCAGGGAGAAGAAGGAGAUGGAGCAGAAGCACUCCACCAUUCAGCAGAAGGGCUUCUCCAGCGACGACCUGAAGCUCGAGUACAACGUCGAUGCGGUGAACGGCAUCGUCAUGGAGGGCUACCUCUUCAAGCGAGCCAGUAACGCUUUCAAGACCUGGAACAGGAAACCCCCCAGUGGCAUCAGGCGCUGGUUCUCCAUCCAGAACAACCAGCUGGUCUACCAGAAGAAGUUCAGGGAUGCGCCCACCGUGGUGGUUGAAGACCUGCGGCUGUGCUCGGUGAAGCCCUGCGAGGACCUGGAGAGGCGCUUCUGCUUCGAGGUGGUGUCUCCAACCAAGAGCUGCAUCCUGCAGGCCGAUUCAGAGAAGCUGCGGCAAGCGUGGAUCCAGGCAGUGCAGACCAGCAUCGCCAGUGCCUACCGGGAGAAAGGGGAGGAGGCCGAGGUGGAGAGGAAGCGCCCCCCCUCCACAGGGAGCCCCGAGUCCAGCCAGGAGUCCAGAGAGAAGUCGCUGAAGGGGGAAGGGUCCCUCCAGAGGGUCCAGGCCAUUGCUGGCAACGAGGUGUGCUGCGACUGUGGCCUGGCGGACCCCCGCUGGGCCAGCAUCAACCUUGGCAUCACGCUGUGCAUCGAGUGCUCGGGCAUUCACAGGAGCCUGGGCGUCCACUUCUCCAAGGUCCGGUCCCUGACGCUGGAUUCGUGGGAGCCGGAGCUUUUGAAGCUGAUGUGUGAAUUGGGGAACAAUGUGAUAAACAGGGUGUAUGAAGCGAACAGAGAAAAAAUGGGAGCCAAGAAGCCCCAUCUUGGAAGCCAAAGGCAGGAGAAGGAAGAGUACAUUAGAGCCAAGUACGUGGACCGGCGGUUUGUGUCCCCCGCUGACCCAGGGGGAAAGCCAGCCCUGACCCCCAACCAGGAGGCGAAGAAGCGAGGCAGCCCUGAAAGCACAGCAGCCCCUCUAAAAGUCCCAGGCAGUGGCCAGGCCGGCGGGGAGGAGAGCAAAGAGCGUUUGGCAGCCGUUGCCCCAGCCAGCGUCUUGCACGAACCAGAGGGAGAAAGCCAAGGGGAGGCCUCCUCCUCCUCCGCUGCUGCUGCUGCUACCCAGGAUGCCAAGCUGUGGGUCACAGGACUGCAGCUGUACCAGGCGGCCUACCAGAAGAGUCUUCCCCACAUGGCCGAAGCCCUGGCGCAGGGGGCAGAGGUCAACUGGCGCAACCAGGAGAACGGCUUCACUCCGCUGAUCCAGGCGGUUCGUGGGGGCUCCCUGGUCACUUGUGAGUUCCUCCUCCAGAACGGGGCCAACGUGAACCUGAGAGACGCCCAGGGCAGAGGGCCGCUCCACCACGCCACCAUUCUGGGGCACACUGGGCAGGUGUGCCUCUUCCUGAAAAGGGGGGCAAACCAGCACGCCAGGGACGAGGACGGGAAGGACCCCCUGAGCGUCGCCAUAGAAGCCGCCAACGCUGACAUCGUGACCCUGCUGCGCUUAGCCAGGAUGAACGAGGAGAUGCGGGAGUCGGAGGGACUCUACGGCCAGCCAGGCGAUGAAACCUACCAGGACAUCUUUCGGGACUUCUCCCAGAUGGCCUCCAAUAAUCCAGAAAAGCUGAAACGCUUCCAGCCACCUGACACGCCGGAGCCCUGAAAGACCUAAGAGUUGGCAAUGAAUGAGACCUCCACCACCCCCCAUGUACCCU